GCCGCUCUGGCAACAGUGCGCCCAAGGGAAGAGGACGGAAGGGAGGGAGCGACCGGCGGCCCUUCACUUCACCCUUUAUUAUUGUGUUAGUCCUUUUGUUCCCGUGUGUCUGGGCGUGGCCAUGGCGGCGCGGCGGCUCCUGGCGGUGGUGGCGGCCAUGGCGGUGCUGGGCGGCCUGGCGGAGGGGCUGUACUUCCACAUCGGCGAGACGGAGAGGAAGUGCUUCAUCGAGGAGAUACCCGACGAGACCAUGGUGACGGGUAACUACAAGCUGCAGCUGUAUGACCCUCGCACGGGCGGGUUCAUGCCCUCCUCGCCGGGGCUGGGCAUGCACGUGGAGAUCAGGGACCCAGAUGACAAGGUGUUGCUGUCCCGCGUGUACAGCAGCGAGGGGCGGUUCACCUUCACCUCCCACACUCCCGGCGAGCACGUCAUCUGCCUCUACUCUAACUCGACCAAGUGGUUCUCCGGAUCACAGCUGCGCGUCCACUUUGACAUCCAAGUGGGUGAACACGCGGUGGACUACGCUUCCAUGGCCCAGAAGGAGAAGCUGACGGAACUCCAGCUGAGGGUGCGGCAGCUGCUGGACCAGGUGGAGCAGAUCACCAAGGAACAGAACUACCAGAGGUACCGAGAGGAGCGCUUCCGGGUGACCUCCGAGAGCACCAAUCAGCGAGUGUUGUGGUGGUCGGUGGGCCAGGUGGCAAUACUGCUGGCGAUGGGUUUCUGGCAGAUGCGGCACCUCAAGAGUUUCUUCGAAGCCAAGAAACUGGUGUGAGGUGUGUGUGUGUGUGUGUGUGUGUGUGUGUAAAAAGGAGAGUUGCUUUGUUCAUAUAUGUUUUCCUUUCAUCAUUCAUUUAGUUAGCUUUCUCUGUCUAUUUGUCUUGUGUGUUGUAGAAAGACUGGUGAGGUGUGUGUGUGUGUGUGUGU
This is a messenger RNA of Eriocheir sinensis (Chinese mitten crab), 930 nucleotides long. RefSeq names its product transmembrane emp24 domain-containing protein eca-like. NCBI's taxonomy places the organism in Eukaryota, Metazoa, Arthropoda, Malacostraca, Decapoda, Varunidae. The transcript is spliced from 4 exons. Gene Ontology annotation, cellular component: endoplasmic reticulum; COPII-coated ER to Golgi transport vesicle; Golgi apparatus. The record is from RefSeq and is a predicted model, not a curated record. The coding region runs from base 122 to 778 and encodes 218 amino acids. Gene Ontology annotation, biological process: intracellular protein transport; endoplasmic reticulum to Golgi vesicle-mediated transport; Golgi organization.